Messenger RNA from Heterobilharzia americana, 908 nucleotides. The record is from the annotation of a GenBank genome assembly. Lineage: Eukaryota; Metazoa; Platyhelminthes; Trematoda; Strigeidida; Schistosomatidae.
AUGACCUUGGGGAGAAUUCAUUUUUUGAUGCACUCAGUCAAAAACUUAUCCUUGAAAACUUUUAUUUUUCCAUAUCAACGAUCUCUUUGCUCUCAGAACAAUUCAUCAUCAGACAUUAAUGAUUCUGUUGUCAGUGCAGACAAAUUAAUUGAAUUUUUCAAAAAGGCUGAACAUUCUAUCAUUGAAGAUGAAGAUACUAUAAACAAUGAACAAGUUAUUACAUCCAAAGUAACUGAAGAUUCAAAAUCUAGUGUAAUUGACUCAUCAUCUCCAACUACUAGUUUAAGAGUAAAAUCUGAAAAGAAUAAAAAGAAAGGAAGUCGAGUACUCAAUGCAUUUUCAUUUGUUCCAUGGACAAUGAGUACAUUACUGAAAGAAAGAAAUAUAUCAAAUUUACUUUCUAAGCAUUCAGAAGGUUCAAAAGAGUCUUUUGCUACUCUUUUACGUUACAGCCCAUUCAUUCAACUUGGAGAUUUCAAAUCUCGAGAGCUAAUCGGCGUUGUCAUAGAUAAUGUGAAUGAUACAGACCUGUAUAUAGAUUUUGGUGGAAAGUUUCACUGUGUCUGCCCUCAACCGGCGAACCAGUUUUAUCCACGUGGAAGCUUAGUACGUGUACGCUUGAAGGAUCCAGAGAUAACGGAUAAAUUCAUGAUCAAUACAAAAGGAAUUUCAAUUUUUGAGGCUGAUGCUACACUUUUAGGCCCAUACAAAGGUAGACUGGUAAAGACUGCAAGUGAUGAAGACAAAAAGUUAACAGUAACGCAUGCAGAUGGUACAAAAACAAUGCGUCCAGCUACAGAUGAAGACAAUGUAGCAUUAGAAUACUGGCGGUAGCGAUAAUAAUUUGCAUGGUAGUUUCUUUUAGCUUUACAUAUAUAUGUAUAUUGCCAAGACUUAAGUUGAUUACG